AUGUGGGAACAAGGCUCCUGCAGCCACACCCAGGGCGAUAGAGAUCCAUGGUGGAACGUGGACUUGGGCAUUCGUCAGUCUAUCUCCGCGGUGAUCGUGAAGAACAGGGAGGACUGCUGUGGGGAGAGAAUCAGAGGGGCCCAGAUCCAUGUGGGAGACUCCCUGGCCGACCAUGGCAAGCAGAACCCCAUCUGUGGGACCAUCACCGACACCAGACCGGGAUCCGUCAGCACCAUCUGCUGCAACGGGCUGGAGGGCCGCUACGUCACCAUCGUCAUCCCAGGCAGGGCGGAGUAUCUCACCCUGUGUGAGGUCGAGGUCCUCGCUCAGGGCUGCACCCCACCAGCAGGGGCUUGGAACUUGGCGCUGGGGCGCCCGGCCACUCAGUCCUCCAUAUAUGAAGAUGUGACUGGAAAAGGCGUGGCUGGAAAGGCCGUGGAUGGAAAACGCGAUGGGAAGUGGGAACAAGGCUCCUGCAGCCACACCCAGGGCGAUAGAGAUCCAUGGUGGAACGUGGACUUGGGCAGUCGUCAGUCUGUCUCCACGGUGAUCGUGAAGAACAGGGAGGACUGCUGUGGGGAGAGAAUCAGAGGGGCCCAGAUCCAUGUGGGAGACUCCCUGGCCGACCAUGGCAAGCACAACCCCAUGAUCCCUCAGCACCAAUCUGCUGUGAAUGGGCUGGAGGGCCGCUUCGUUACCGUCCCCAUCCCCGGGCAGGGUGGGUGUCUCACCCUAUGUGAGGUCGAGAUCUAUGGCACCCAGCUGGG
Molecule: messenger RNA, 767 nt
Organism: Chelonoidis abingdonii (Abingdon island giant tortoise)
Lineage: Eukaryota; Metazoa; Chordata; Testudines; Testudinidae
Source: RefSeq, a predicted model, not a curated record